Messenger RNA from Soboliphyme baturini, 827 nucleotides. NCBI's taxonomy places the organism in Eukaryota, Metazoa, Nematoda, Enoplea, Dioctophymatida, Soboliphymatidae. The record is from the annotation of a GenBank genome assembly.
AUGAAUGGUAACGCCUCGGACGACAGUGACAUGUCGUUGUCGGCCGGCCUGCACCAGCUGGGCCAGGCCGAGCUGGCCGUGUGGUUCAUACUGUACGGUCUGAUUGCUUCGUUGUCCAUCUCCGGCAACCUGCUCGUACUGUACGUGUUCUAUUCGUGCUCACGGCUGCGUACGAUCACCAACUACUUCAUCAUCAACCUGGCCGUUGCCGACAUGGUCACCGGUAUGCUGGCCAUUCCGUUCAAGUUCCAAGCAGCACUGCUGCAGCAGUGGUUCCUGCCGAGCUUCCUGUGUAGCCUGGUGCCGUUCAUCGAGACCAUGUCGCUGUCGGUCAGCGUCUUUACGCUUAGCGCCUCCGCGGUCGACCGCUUGCGGGCCAUCUCGUUGAAGAACCGCAAGGCGCUAAGCGAGUGCAGCGCCAAGCUCCUGCUGGUGGUCAUCUGGAUGGUCAGCAUCGCGUUCAGCCUGCCGUACGGCAUCGGCCACAACGUGUUCGAUUUCCCAACUGGCCCCAACUCUUCGGUGCACGUCUGUCUGCCUAUUCACGAAGAGCAAACGUGGUGGAAAGCUUACAACGUCUACUUGACCAUUAUACAGUACUUCGUGCCUUUAGUGAUUAUUAACUGUGCGUACUGUUUCAUUGGCUAUCAGAUUUGGCUGACGAAGCCGGUCAUGAAGGUUUCGGAUCAGUCGUUUGAAAAGAGCAAGCGAACGGUACGUAUUUUCAGAACUACUUAUUUGAACAACGUACAAAAACAGAAUCACUGCAAAAUUUAUUGUCUCACUCCGUUGUCCUUUCCAUGGACAGCUUUCGCAUUGCGAUGAUC